Molecule: messenger RNA, 1807 nt
Organism: Glycine soja
Lineage: Eukaryota; Viridiplantae; Streptophyta; Magnoliopsida; Fabales; Fabaceae
Product: probable sugar phosphate/phosphate translocator At3g11320
Exons: 4
Coding region: 455-1399 (314 amino acids)
Cellular component (GO): Golgi apparatus
Molecular function (GO): antiporter activity
Source: RefSeq, a predicted model, not a curated record
CACCCAUCUUCACACCACAAUAACGCUGCUGUAGGGGGUCUAGGACGGUAGAGAAUCCAAGUCCCACAAUAACUCCCCUAAACUAAACCUUUGCAAAACAUUCACCUACACACCAAAUGGCAAGUUCAGUGUCAAUUAAUUCCGAGCUCAGAAAAUGAGUUCGGAUCCACCAAACCAAAUCAACCUUGUUGGUAGCAUGAAACUAUGAAUCAUCCCAUUUUCUGCAUGCACUUGGCAUAAACCCUGCACCUUCCAACAAUCACUUCUCUCCUCCUUCCUUCUCAGUUCUCGCCAAUUACGUUACGUUACACUAUUCGUAUAACUAUAAACCCCCUUAAUUCCAAACCCCCCUCCCUCUCUCUCUCUCUCUCCCCUUCAAUAGUCCUCAUCAAAACUCAAAACACGCACUAAAAUUUAAAAUAACAAAGAAACCAUUUUGCACAAACCCAUUGAGAUGAUGAUGACGAUGAACAAUAUUGUUAUUAUUCCGUGGUCAACCAUUGGCGUUGUGAUUGCGUGGUACAGUUCCAACAUAGGGGUCCUCCUUCUGAACAAGUACUUGCUCAGCAACUACGGCUUCAGGUUCCCCGUUUUCCUCACCACGUGUCACAUGAUGGUGUGCUCGCUCUUCAGCUACGUUAUUGUUUCCGUUACGGACGCAGUUCCGCUGCAGCGCGUGCGGUCCAGGAGCCAGUUCGGGAGGAUCGUGGCGCUCGGUGUCGUUUUCUGCUUCUCCGUCGUCUGCGGGAACGUGUCGCUCAGGUACAUUCCUGUGUCGUUUAACCAGGCCAUCGGAGCCACCACGCCGUUCUUCACCGCCGUUUUCGCUUACGCCGUGAGCGCCAAGAGGGAGGCGUGGGUUACUUACGCCACGCUCUUGCCCGUUGUUGCGGGCGUCGUCGUAGCUAGUGGGGGUGAACCAAGUUUCCAUUUGUUUGGAUUUGUAAUCUGUGUUUCAUCGACAGCUGCCAGAGCAUUUAAAUCAGUCCUUCAAGAUAUUUUGUUGUCCUCAGAGGGAGAAAAGUUGAAUUCUAUGAACCUGCUGCUUUAUAUGGCUCCAAUAGCAGUGAUGGUAUUACUUCCUGCAACAUUGUUGAUGGAGGGAAAUGUGAUUCAGAUCACAAUGGAUCUUGCCAGAAAGGAUAUCAGAAUUUUUUGGUAUCUGCUUCUCAGUUCAUCUCUUGCGUAUUUUGUGAACCUGACCAAUUUUUUGGUGACGAAACAUACAAGUGCACUUACCCUUCAGGUUUUAGGAAAUGCAAAGGGAGCAGUUGCUGUGGUGGUCUCAAUUUUGAUAUUCAAAAACCCCAUUUCAAUGAUAGGAAUGCUUGGCUAUGCACUCACUGUCAUUGGAGUUAUAUUGUACAGUGAAACCAAAAAGAGGUAUAGCAAAAAUUAGUAAACUUAACAACAUUACCAAUCAAAGCAGAGUGUGAUACCACAAGCGAGAGGGCCAACAAGUUAUUAUGCAUACAAAAUUAUGACAUUGCAGCAACCACUUUUAUUACACGUGAACAAGAAUAUUUCCCCAUAAACCCUUUGAUGUGGACUCGAGUUUCAUGCCUAUUGCCUAAUCAGUCAUAUUUUAUUGGCUUUCCUUUCGGCUCCUUCAAUCAAUGCAAUUUCUUUUUCAUAACAUUUAAAAGAAGAACUCCAAUAAUUUAGCCAGAGAGGAUUCUGUUAUGUACAUGAUAUGCAAGAUUUUACAUAUAUAUUUGUCCUUAUUAUGUUUUAGGCAAAUGUUUACUGUCUUAAGUGCAUUGCUUAAGAAAUUUUAAAAAAUUAUUAAAAAGUGUUGUUAAUGCAC